CUUCAUUGUAAAUACAUGCAGGUGUAUGGUGGAAAGAGGAUAGAGAGCUUUUAUGCCCACCAAACGGCUGUGUCUCCAACCAAUGAUCAGUCAAGUAGGAAUCAUGAGGAGAGGGACUGGAUUCCUGGGCUUUCCUGCAUUGAAAACCUCCACAAUGCUGUCCAUAGCAGCGGGAAGACAGUGUUUGUGCUGUCCAACGGCACAAGAAAUGACGUUGGUGAAGCAACGGUCAACGGUGUGAUACGACAGACCUUUUUCAUGGUUCAGCAGAGGCUUCUUGAUGAGAAGGUAGAUGUAGCCGUUCUCAUACUGCUGGACAAGAUGUUUCCCAAGCUGAAGUACCUCCAACUAAGAACAAGGUUAUGCAGGAAGUCCGUGAUGUCCUGGCCUAGAAACCCACAGGCCCAACCCCUAUUCUGGAACCAAAUGAGGACAGCACUGUCAUCAGACAAUCUUAAAUUAUAUGACAACAACAUUAGUGAGGGUUUCAUAUAAACUCCACUCGUUAUACAAAGUUUCAAAGUUUCUACUGUCUCUCUGAAAAUGUGUGUAAAUAGACCAAAUAACUUUUCAUUGAAGACCACCGCUGUUCAAUAAUUGAUGUGAACCUUUUGAUGUUGAUGUUAAAGAUAGCAUAAGUAAAAGUUGUAUACCAUUUACAUAAUCCUUUUUAAAAUGUUCUGUUGUCUCUAGUUUAACAAACCAACAUCUACUGUUUCUCAAAAAUGUGAGGAAAUGUGUUUAUUUAGAGGCUGAAUAACCUUUCAAUGUAGAACACAGCCUUUUAAUGAUUUGUGUUCAAUUUGAAAUUAGGGUUCCUGUUCACGUGUAUCUAUGUUCAUGUAGCGUUUUAAUGUACAAAAACAUAACUACUGUUGGACAAUGUACUGGCUAUGCUGCCAUUUAGAUUAAUCAAACCACCAUGAAACUAUAAUGAUAUGUAUUCAAUCAAACUAUUUUAAACUUGACAUGCAUUUGUCUGCUGAUCAAGGGAAGGGAUUAAAGCCUACUGCUGUACUAAUUUUGAAAUAUGACAUCACUCAAGAAUAUAGCUUCAUGUUUUGGGGACCUUUUCAGUUAAGAUACAGUUAAUUUGUGUCUUAAGAUGUAUGAAUACUGUGGAUUGUAUGCAUACAUCUUUACUGUUUGCUUGUAGAUAUGGCAAUGUGUAACCAUUAUUGUAACAACAAUAUAGUAACGUUGUGACUUUCAAAUUAAUUUAAACAUACUGGGGUUUUUCCCUAUCCUUUAUUUCCCCUGCAUUUUAUUUUGGUAACUUUUUGUUAAACAAUCAUUAAACUCAAAUCUGUAUCUGC
Messenger RNA from Gadus morhua (Atlantic cod), 1316 nucleotides. Its product is annotated as toll-like receptor 7. Gene Ontology annotation, molecular function: pattern recognition receptor activity. The coding region runs from base 16 to 495 and encodes 159 amino acids. Gene Ontology annotation, cellular component: plasma membrane. The record is from RefSeq and is a predicted model, not a curated record. The transcript has 4 exons. Gene Ontology annotation, biological process: defense response to virus; toll-like receptor signaling pathway; positive regulation of interleukin-6 production. Lineage: Eukaryota; Metazoa; Chordata; Actinopteri; Gadiformes; Gadidae.